Molecule: messenger RNA, 1625 nt
Organism: Choloepus didactylus (southern two-toed sloth)
Lineage: Eukaryota; Metazoa; Chordata; Mammalia; Pilosa; Megalonychidae
Gene: RTN4IP1
Product: reticulon 4 interacting protein 1
Exons: 9
Coding region: 409-1605 (398 amino acids)
Cellular component (GO): mitochondrion
Molecular function (GO): zinc ion binding; oxidoreductase activity
Source: RefSeq, a predicted model, not a curated record
GCGAGAUCCUGCUUGCAAGGAGACUCUGGGCUAAGGUCGCGGUGGGAACCGGAAAACUUCAGAAUCUUUGCUGCGUCCGGGACGCGAGGGGUGUCUGCUUGUGCGGCCGAGGGUUCCCAGAAACAGAGCGGGGUUCUAGCGGUUCUUUUUGUUGUUGCUGUUGUUGUUUUAAAGAGGAAGGGAGGGAAGAGUGGACAGAAUGCUGACUGGAGCAUCUCAGAUGCUAAGAGCGAAAUAAUUCCAUAUUCUCCUUCCUUCAAUUGCUUUAUUAGAUUAACCUCCUUUUUCAGUGAAUGCUCAUCUGUGAAAUCGGCUAGUGUGUUUGGCAGAAUUUGACCGAAUACGGGGGUGAGAGUUUGAUCCAAUCCAAGUGCUUUUUAAUUGGCACGUGCAAUUCAACCACUGUUUAUGAUGGAAUUUCUGAAGACCUGUGUGCUUAGAAGAAAUGUAUGUACUGCGGUUUGCUUCUGGAGAAGCAAAUUUGUACAAAAGUCUUCCGUUGUUAGAAAGAUUAGUACUACCUCUCCAAGGAGUACUGUCAUGCCGGCUUGGGUAAUAGAUAAAUAUGGGAAGAAUGAAGUGCUUCGAUUCACUCAGAACAUGAUGUUACCUAUCAUACACUAUCCAAAUGAAGUCAUUGUUAAAGUCCACGCUGCGAGUGUAAAUCCUAUAGAUGUUAAUAUGAGAAGUGGUUAUGGAGCUACAGCUUUAAAUAUGAAGCGUGAUCCUUUACAUAUUAAAGUCAAAGGAGAAGAAUUUCCUCUGACUCUGGGUCGAGAUGUGUCUGGUGUGGUGAUGGAAUGUGGACUUGAUGUGAAGUACUUCAAACCUGGAGAUGAGGUCUGGGCUGCAGUUCCUCCAUGGAAACAAGGCACUUUCUCAGAGUUUGUUGUAGUCAGUGGAAAUGAGGUUUCUCACAAGCCCAGAUCACUCACUCAUACUCAAGCUGCCUCUUUGCCGUAUGUGGCUCUCACAGCCUGGUCUGCCAUAAACAAGGUUGGAGGCCUGAAUGACAAGAAUUGCACAGGAAAACGUGUUUUGAUCUUGGGCGCUUCAGGCGGAGUUGGUACUUUUGCUAUACAGGUAAUGAAAGCAUGGGGUGCUCAAGUGACAGCAGUUUGCUCUCAAGAUGCCAGUGAACUUGUAAGGAAGCUUGGGGCAGAUGAUGUAAUUGAUUACAAGUAUGGAAAUGUAGAAGAACAGUUGAAAUCUUUAAAACCGUUUGAUUUUAUCCUUGAUAAUGUUGGUGGAUCCACUGAAACGUGGGCUCUAAAUUUUCUUAAGAAAUGGUCAGGAGCCACAUAUGUGACUCUGGUGACCCCUUUCCUCCUGAACAUGGAUCGACUCGGCAUAGCAGAUGGCAUGUUGCAGACCGGAGUCACUGUGGGUUCAAAAGCACUAAAGCACUUCUGGCAAGGAGUCCAUUAUCGCUGGGCCUUUUUCAUGGCCAGUGGUCCAUAUCUAGAUGAAAUUGCAGACCUGGUGGAUGCAGGAAAGAUCCAGCCAGUUAUUGAACAAACUUUUCCUUUUUCUAAAGUUCCAGAAGCCCUCCUGAAGGUAGAAAGAGGACAUGCACGCGGAAAGACCGUAAUUAAUGUAGUUUAAAUAAAUACUCAGUUUAGUGA